Dermatophagoides farinae (American house dust mite) is the source of this 1364-nucleotide messenger RNA. RefSeq names its product Lipoyltransferase 1 (gene Lipt1). The record is from RefSeq and is a predicted model, not a curated record. Gene Ontology annotation, biological process: protein lipoylation. Gene Ontology annotation, cellular component: cytoplasm; mitochondrion. Gene Ontology annotation, molecular function: lipoyltransferase activity. NCBI's taxonomy places the organism in Eukaryota, Metazoa, Arthropoda, Arachnida, Sarcoptiformes, Pyroglyphidae.
CAUUCAUUCGACUAUUAACACAUUAAUCACGUGAAUAGAAAUACACGAUCAAGUAGCAAUAGUUAUGGAACAAAAUGAAACAACGAUUGAUUCGUUUGGCCGAAUAUUGUCGAAAAUCUAAAACAGAUUUUAAAGAAAUCUCAUUAACAAUUGGAAAAAAACAUGGAUUACAACAUUUUAGUAGCAGUAUCAAUGUCAACUCUAAGAAUAGAACAAAUCAUGAAUUGAUAACACCAUGGAUUAAAUCAUUACUACAAUCCGGUUCGGUAAUUGUAUCGACUGUGGAUGAUAUUUAUGCCAACCUAGCUCUAGAGGAAUGGUUAUUUCAAAAUUAUGAUUUCUCAGUGAAUAAUGAACAAAUUUUAUUACUGUGGUAUAAUCGACCGGCCGUAGUUGUUGGUCGUCAUCAGAAUGUUUGGUUAGAAGCAUCAAUAGAUUAUUGCCGUCAGAAUGGAAUUGAUGUGGCCCGUCGUAAUAGUGGUGGAGGCACUGUUUAUCAUGACAUGAACAAUCUGAACAUUUCUUUUAUUACAUCGAGAAAAUUUUAUGAUCGUAGCAGAAAUCUCCAAUUCAUUAGAGAUGUCCUAAGUGAUAAUUUCCGAAUUGAUGCUAACAUUUCUCCACGAAAAGAUCUAGUCAUUUGUGAUGGUGGAGAAAAAAUUUCCGGCACUGCAUCCAAAUUGAAUGAUCAUAACUCUUAUCAUCAUUGUACAUUAUUGGUAGAUGUUGAUAAAAGCAAUCUCCGAAAUGCAUUACGUCUACAACCGUUAAUGAACGUAUAUUCGAAUGCUACAAAAAGUGUUCCAUCGUCCACAAUAAAUUUAAAAUCAUUGCAUCAAUCAAUGACAAUGAAAUCAUUGAUACAAGCCAUAUCAAAAAAUUAUUCAAAAUAUUACACUGCCAACAAAGAUAGAAUUUCAUUUGUUCAUUAUUUAGAUCAAAUCGAUUCUGAACGAUUUGGUCCUGUUAUCGAUGAUAUUCGUUCAAAGUUUCAGUCUUGGGAAUGGGUAUUCGGUAGUACACCUAAAUUCACUAUUUGUUCUAAAUUGUUCUCCGAUCGAUCAAUGGAAUAUCAAAUGAAAAUAACCAUAGAAAAAGGAUAUAUUCAACAUGUGUCAAUCGAACCGAAUUUACUCAAUGAUGACUAUGACAAGAUUUUACAAACGGUACUAAUUGGCAAAGUACGUUUCGAAGAGAAAAAUUUGGAACAAGCAUUUGAAACUAUCAAAUCGGUUGACAAACAUGACCAAAUUCUUACCAAAAUUCUGUUGACCAUAUUUGUCACAUAUAAACAAAUUUGCUGUUGAAUUAAUUUGAAAAAAAUCCUUUUAUUUUCCAAAUAAAAAAAUUAUUUACAUAAUAAU